Molecule: messenger RNA, 3148 nt
Organism: Solea senegalensis (Senegalese sole)
Lineage: Eukaryota; Metazoa; Chordata; Actinopteri; Pleuronectiformes; Soleidae
Gene: slc43a1a
Product: solute carrier family 43 member 1a
Exons: 15
Coding region: 282-1970 (562 amino acids)
Biological process (GO): transmembrane transport; neutral amino acid transport
Molecular function (GO): neutral L-amino acid transmembrane transporter activity; L-amino acid transmembrane transporter activity
Source: RefSeq, a predicted model, not a curated record
AUUGACAUCGGAGAGAAAGAGAGAAGAAGAGAGGGGGGAAAAGAAGUGUGGAGACUCAAACAAGCACAGCAUCCACACAAAGGGGAAAGGAAUCAAGGGAGGGAAUCCGAACAUUUCCUCAGUCACCUCUCUCGCGUUCUGAUAAUCAAGAAAAACAACAAUCAUCAGUGAGCGCAGACAUUUAUUCCGAUUUUUUUCCCUCCCCUCAUCACACAAAGAAAAAAGGAAGAACGAAACAAAGAAGCUUUUUUUUUAAUCUCAAAGAAGACAAACAUCUACAAAUGAAAGUAGCAGCAAUGGCGCCCUCUCUGAUCCAGGCCUACAGAAGGCGCUGGUGGAUGGCGGUGACGGCGGUGAUUGAAAACCUGCUGUGUUCAGCCGUGCUGUUGGGCUGGGGCUCGUUGCUCAUCAUGCUGAAGAGGGAGGGUUUCUACUCUUACCUGUGCUCAGAGAACGACUCCAUGGUCAGUACUUUGGGGAACUCCUCCACUGGUGAGGUGGACAAGUGGGUCACCUGUGUGGACCAGGAGGAGAUGCUGAAUCUGGGAUUCACCAUUGGCUCCUUUUUGCUCAGCGCCACCACCCUCCCCCUCGGCAUCCUCAUGGACAAAUAUGGGCCUCGCCCAAUUCGCCUGGUGGGCAGUACGUGCUUUGGGCUGUCCUGUGGUAUGAUGGCUGUAUCUGCCUACAACACAAAUGUUCUGUCUGCGCUCAUCUUCUUGGCCCUGUCCCUGAACGGCUUUGGAGGCAUCUGUCUGACCUUCACCUCCAUCACGCUGCCCAACAUGUUUGGCUCCCUGAGCUCCACCAUCAUGUCCCUGAUGAUCGGUUCCUAUGCUUCGUCUGCUGUCACCUUCCCUGGAGUCAAGGUCAUUUAUGAUGCAGGUGUCUCCUUCCAUGUGAUCAUGUGGGUGUGGGCCGGCCUGGCAGGGUUUGUCUUUUUCAACUGUUUCUUCAACUGGCCCGCCGAAGGCUUCCCAACUCCCGAUGAGGUGGACUACAGCAAGAUCCAAGACCUGAAAGACCUGCCUCCAUCAGCGGAGAAGGAGAGACUUGGUCAUACAAACGGAGAGGUGCGACGCUCCACCGAGAAGCUUCCUAAUGGUUGUGACGCUGCACCCAAUGCCGUUCCUUUCCGCCGCUCUGUGUUCUCUCCCAUCUUCCUGUGGAGUUUGGUUACCAUGGGAAUGUCCCAGUUGAGGAUUAUCUUCUUCAUGGGCGCGAUGAACAAGAUGCUGGAGUUCAUGGUCACGCACGGUGGAGCACAUCCAACUGAUGAUAUGGUGAUUGAAGCUGGAGAAAAGGUGGGCUUCUACUCCUCCAUCUUCGGCACACUGCAGCUGCUGUGUCUGCUCACAUGUCCUCUGAUUGGAUACAUCAUGGACUGGAAGAUGAAGGAGUGUGAAGACGAGAAGACUUCUGCUACAAGCACAGAGAUCAGCGGACAGAGCAAUGGGCCCAAGAGAGAUCGCAAGAUCCAGAAAGUCACCAACGCCAUGAGAGCCUUCAUCCUCACCAACAUGCUGCUGAUUGCUUUCGGAUGCUGCUGCCUCAUCGACAACCUGCCUCUACAGAUUUUGACCUUCAUCCUGCACACCAUGGUCCGAGGCUUCAUCCACUCCUGCUGUGGAGGCCUUUACGCUGCUGUCUACCCGUCCAACCACUUUGGCACACUGACCGGCCUCCAGUCCAUGAUCAGCGCAGUGGUCGCUCUGCUGCAGCAGCCGCUCUUCAUCACUAUGGUGGGACCGCUGCAUGGAGACCCAUACUGGAUCAACCUCGGCCUGCUCAUCACUUCACUGUCCGGCUUCCUGUUGCCUGGAUACCUGUUCUACCACCGCAGAUGCCUGGUGAGGGAAAAGGAGGCCAGAGACAAGCAGGCCGGCGGUCCCGAGAUGCAGGCGCUCAACCACACAGAGGCCAACGGCUUCAAGCCCCACAGCAACGGCAUCUCUGCUGCGGAGGCUUAAGACAACGCAACACUUUCAGCUUCCAACGAACCAGAGCAGACACAUCGUCGACCCACAAACUCAGAGCAGGGCAGGAAAAGAUGUAUCAUUAUCAUUUGUUGCUGUUAAUUUAUUUUAGCUAAGGUCAAGGAGCCAAAUUAGAGUGAUUCAAAGCCAUCGGUCACUCACAUUAACAUGCAGAGUACUUGCACUCAUGUCCACUGCACUUGAAACAUGAUAUGUACAGUCACAGACGUCUAAAACCACAGCACAAUCCUAACGCUAACACCAAAGAACACCUUAAAGGUCCAGUGUGUAAGAAGUAGUCGCGUCUAAUGGUGAGACUCCUCCCCUCACCCUCCCAGGGAACAACGGUGGCCUUUGCGUACCAGAAAGGAUGUUGUUGCUUUCCACUAAAGCAGUAAACAUCUGCUUUAAAAGUUGAAAGGCACACUCCAGCUGCUUUGUCCUGUCCGGCUGUUGCAGGAACAUAUGUGUUUCCACCGAGUGGUAUGGUUCAGUACGGAACAUAUUUUUUUGCGUUUCCAUUCGGAAUAGUACAAAAAUAACCGGCCCCGACCAUACUGUACCAUUUUACUCCCCUAAGGGAAGGGUACUGAAAACUGGAAUGGUACAGUCCGGGAGGAGCUAGAAGCGGUCUGUUGUGUCACGUUCAUUGUCGUCGCACUGGUACAGUAUGACUGCUCGCUACGUAUCUCACUGACGUGGCCGACAUCCUCCUACCUACCAAGUAAAGGUACUGUUCUCAGUCGCAACGCAAGCUGACCCAGGGCUUUACCGAACCAAACUAUACCGUACUGUACCAAACCAAAUUGUACCAUGACGGCAACACGGCUACAGUGGCACAAGAUGGCCGCCAUAACGCCAGGACCUUGCAGCAAGUACAUAGAAUAGAAUAGAAUAGAAAAUACUUUAUUAAUCCCUUGCGGGAAAUUCUUUCGUCACAGCGCUCCAGUGUACAAAGGUAACGAAUGUUGUAACAGCAAUUUUUUUGGAAAUUACAAAAUUACAAACUAUAGGAAGAAGUAGGAGUAAACAUAAGAGUAAAAUUACAAAAUUAAAGAAUACUAUUAAAAUAAGAUACAAAACAUUUUAAAGCAUUUACUACUAUACAAUAUAGUAAACAUAUUCAGUUUCUGCCAAUAAACCCACCAUCAUCAUUUUACACACUGGACCUU